Molecule: messenger RNA, 3536 nt
Organism: Zingiber officinale
Lineage: Eukaryota; Viridiplantae; Streptophyta; Magnoliopsida; Zingiberales; Zingiberaceae
Product: filament-like plant protein 3
Exons: 5
Coding region: 590-3019 (809 amino acids)
Source: RefSeq, a predicted model, not a curated record
CAAUACUACCGAUUGCAGAAAGAGGGGCACAAGAAGAGGAACAGGGAGGAGGGCGGGAACUACGCCGGUUCCGUUUUGAAAGCGUCGAGAAAAGCGAGCCCCUCUUGUACACGACGCAAAAGAAAGCUGAAAAGUGUGCCCAAGGAGGUGACUUUCUUCUCCUGCUCACAUGCGCAUUAGCCUCAGAAAGAAGGCGAUAGAUCAGGAGGUUUGUUAAUGCGUUCGACAACUUUUUCAACCGUCGCAUGUAAAAAAGAUGACAACUUUAAGAAGAAAUCGGUGUGAGAAGGACAAGCUCACGCUGAUUUUGUGCCCUCUGACACUCCGUCCAUCUGGUGUGAAUGACACCGACUUCGUCGGUGGCAUCUUGGAGUGACGCGGAGGAGUUUCUUUUUUCUGGGGAUUUUGCACCUUGAUGAGAUAUUGUUCGUCGCAAAAGAUGAAAUUGGGGGGAAAAGGUGGAACUUUUGGAUGAUUUAGGACUUUCCGUCCUGGCAAGCGGCGAGUUUUCUGAGCUUUGACUGUGGCGGAACAGGAAGGUGGUGGUCGGAAGACUGCUGCUGCUUCAUUUGAUGGUUGACAUUUCAGGAUGGACCGUCGGAGUUGGCUGUGGAGGCGCAAGUCAUCGGAGAAGAGCCUCGGUGAGACUGAGAGUUCCGGAUCGGUAUCCUCUCAGUCUGAAAGAUACUCAGAUGACCAGGAAGCAUUGAGGACUUCUCCAAAUGAUACUUCAGCUAGCCAUGCCCAAUUGCCAGAGGUUGCAUCAAAUACUUGUGAUACUGAAGUUGAUAAAUCUUUGAAGAGAUUGACAGGAAAACUAUCGGCUGCUCUUCUGAACAUCAGUGCUAAAGAGGAACUCGUCAAGCAGCAUUCUAAAGUUGCAGAAGAAGCUGUUUCAGGCUGGGAACAGGCUGAAGCCGAGGUUGCAACACUCAAGCAGCAGCUUGAAACUGCAGUCGAAAAGAACACUUCACUCGAAGAUAGAAUUACCCAACUCGACGGGGCUCUCAAGGAAUGUGUCAGUCAGUUCCAUCGAUUCAGGGAGGACCAAGAAGAGAAAGUUCAGAAUUUGGCCACCAGCAAGGGAUGUGAGAAGUAUGAAUCUGAGAAACAACUUGCGGAAAUCAAACCGCAGAUUGAUGCUGCGAAAAUUGAAUCUACGACACUUGAUCAUGGACUUCAGGCAAGAUUUGAGACGGUCGAGAAAGAAAACAUGGCUCUGAAGACUGAAGUUCAUUCCCUGUUCAAACACCUCCAAGUUCUAUUGAUGGAGAGGGAGCUAAGUAAUAAAGCAGCAGAGAUAGCUAGUAAGCAACGCUUAGACAGUAUAAAAAGGAUCACCAAACUUGAAGCUGAAUGCCGUCAAUUACUCCAUAUGAAUCGUAAGUUAUUGUCCACCGGCGAUCCCAAACUAAUUGGAAGCUCAAUCUGUGUUGAAUCUCUCACAGAUAGCCAAUCAGACAGCGGAGAUAGAUUGCCUGGUACAGAAAUCGAACUUGGACGAUCAGAUUCAUGGGCAUCUGCUUUAAUCGCUGAGCUUGAUCAAUUUAAGGGCGAGAAGCCAACUCCAAGAAUUAUCGAUGCUUCUGUUGAGAUUGAGCUUAUGGAUGAUGUCCUUGAGAUGGAGAGAUUUGUUGCCUUGCCUGAGUCGGAUGCUGAGAUCAUCGAGCCAGGAGACAAGUCCUUCCAAGUUACUAAGGAUGACUUACAGAUUGAAAAUGAAAUCAUGGACCAUAAAUUGAUUGUGUUAGAAGAGAAGGUUGAGAAACUUGGAUACGAGAAAGAAGAAAUGAGGAUAGCUUUGGCAGAAUCGCAUCGCCAGCUUGAAGUCUUUUGCAAUCUGCUGGCUGAAGCUGAAAAUAAAAUAGUUGAAAUGCAAACAAAGAUGGACUUGGCUAAUGAAUCGAAAGCAAGUACAGUUGGAGAUUUGGAGGGAAUGUGGAAGGAACUGGAGACUCAGCUCGAGCUAGCAUAUUUGGAAAAUGGGAAGCUCUGUGAGAAGAUAUCUUUGUUAGAAGAAAGCCUCCAGGAUGAUCGAAUACUGUCUGCUGAACAUGAAGCGAAAGUAGAGAUUGCUGAGGUUGCUCGGCAGGAACUGGAUUCCCAGCUUAAGUCAGCUCUUCAAGAAGUUAGUACUUUUAAUGAAAAAAUUGGAGUGUUGGAAUGCCAGUUAAAGGAGGGAAGGGCACUGUCUUCAGAAUUAGCAGCAAAAGUCGAUUCUUUAGAAGCGACAAACAAGGCAUUGGAAUCUCAGCUUGAUCAUGCAAAUUCUGAAGUUAGGAAGCUAAAGGAGAAGGUUAAUUUCUGGGAACUAAAAGCUGAAGAAGAGACUAAAUUAUCUACAGAAUAUGCACUUAAACUAGAAGCGUCAGAGGCAGAAACGAAGAAACUGGAACUUGAUCUCAAGUCAGCUCAUUUGUUUGCUAAUAAAGUGCAGGCUGCAGAGGCGGCAAAGAUGUCGGUAGAAAUUCAACUUGAAUCUGCACGCUUCGAAGUUCAGAAGCUGAGCGAUGAGGUAGUUUUCCUAGAAAGGAGAGUUGACGAGGAAAGAGCAUUGUCUGCAGAAUAUGCAGAUCGGUGUCGGAAACUGGAAGGUGAAUUCUUCAAGAUGAACCAAGAAGCUGAUCUUUUGAGAGCUUCAAGAUCCAGUCGAGAACUUAAGAUCAAACAGGAAAGAGAUCUUGUUGUGGCUGCUGGCAAAUUGGAAGAAUGUCAGAAGACGAUAGCCUCGCUGAAUCAGCAGUUGAAAUUCUUGACAACAUUUGAUGGUCUCAUCCUUGAAGCUGAGAUGCCAGAAUACAAUGCGAGCAUUCGAGAUCAUGAUGAUAGCAUUAUUGAAGUCAAAGGUUUCUUUCGCAACAAUCCAUUAGAGGUAACAGACAAUUACAAAUUUUCGAUUGGCGGCGAGAAAGGUUUGGUAGAGCCUUCUUCAGUCUCUUUGAUUUCUUCUGCUUCUUCCCCUAAUUUAUCUGAGAAUACUAGAACACUAUUGUCCCGUAGUAGGAGCACCGCUUGUUAGAAACUACAGGAAAUAGAAAUUCACCGAGAACUAUUUCGAUGUUUAUACAUUGCAAAUCUACAGCUAGAGAUUGAUGCUUGGUCUCAACUCAAAAUCAGCACCUAAAGACAAAUGAUGAUGCAAAGUUCUUGGAAUGAUUAGGUUUUUUGAUAGGUUUUGUUGUUUAUAUUUGAGUUAGAAUGGCAUUGCGAUGCAAAAAAAAAGCACCAUGCAUCAUUUGAGUCAAUACGAAGAGCUUUCUGAGAACUUUCAUGUUGGAGCCAAAAGGAGUGCACCGAUCUUGGUUGAAGUUAUAUCAAGACUUAAUUAUCCACUAAAAGAUUUCUUGAGCUCGAGCAAGAUGCGGUCUUUUAACUAUCUCAAGUUCAAAUGUGUAUACCAUGAAUACAUUGGCCAUUAGAGGGUGGUGAGAGCUCAUUGCAAACUCACUAAGAAUGUCGAAACAAAGAGUGAUUGAUCAAAUAUGCCUAUUUCUUGAUAUUCUAUUGUAUGUAUGAUAGUUUAAUUUUCAAGGCUU